AUGGCUGGUAUACAAUCAAAUUUUGAUUUUAUUUCAUCAUAUUGUGAACCAACAUUUAAUGUUGAAAAAUAUCAAUCGAAAAAAACAGGCAUGAAAUUAUAUCAUAUUAAUGUACCACUACCUUCAAUUAAACUUGAGAUAUGUGUACAAACAAAACCAUAUGAUGAUACAGGUUGUCCACAUACAUUAGAACAUUUAAUUUUUAUGGGUAGUCGUAAAUAUCCACAACAAGGUUAUCUUGAUUAUAUUUCUGCUCAACAUUAUUCAUUGGGUACAAAUGCAACAACUUAUCGUGAUAUGACAACAUAUGAAUUAACAACUGUUAAUCAUCAAUCAUUAGCUACACUUUUACCUGUUUAUCUUGAUCACGUAUUUAAUCCUUUAUUAACCCAUGAUUGUUAUUUAACUGAAGUACAUCAUAUAUCCGGUGAAACAGGUGAUGAUGCUGGUGUUGUCUAUAGUGAAAUGCAAUCAAGUGAAAAUCAACCUGAUGAAAUUCUUUUAUAUUCUAUAUUACGUGAUUUAUGGUCAGAUAAAUCACCAUAUUAUUAUGAAUCUGGUGGUCGUCUUGAAUCUAUACGAAAUGAAUUAACAUUAGAUAAAAUAAAAUUAUUUCAUCAAAAAUUUUAUGUACCAAAAAAUGUUGCAAUUGUUUUAUGUGGUGGUGGUAUAAAUAUAGAUGAAAUUUUACAAAUAUUAAAUAAUUUUGAACAAGAGAAUUGUUUUCAAAAUGAAAAUCGUCAUAAAAUAUCAUUUGAUUAUUCAUUAGAUGAAAAUCUUCGAAAAAAAAUUAAAUCUGAUAAUGAUAAAUUUCCUUUUAUAAAAAUAAAACGAGCAAGUCUUGAUGAACAAUCAAUUUCAUCCGAGAAAAAUAUUGAAAUAAAUCCAAUAUCAAUUGAUACAACAAAAUUAUCCGUACAAUUAACAACUGUUGAUGGAAAUGAUUCAUCAUUUUGUGAUUCAGAAUUAAUGGUUUCACAUGGAGAUUCAUCAGCUCCAUCAUCACCAUCAACAUUAUGGCAACCAAUUGAAGUAGAUAAUUCAAUACAUCAACGUAAUAUGAAUGAAUAUAAAGAAAUUUGUUAUCCAGUUGAAGAUAAUGAUGAAAAUUUAGGACAAGUAGCAUUUGGUUAUCGAUUAGAAUCAGUUUAUGAAAUGGAAAUUUAUACAGCACUUGAUGUUUUAUUAACAACAUUAUUUGAUGAGGAUAUUUCAAUUUUUUAUAAAGAAUUUAUUGAAGUACCAAAUAUGCUUUGUUCAUCAAUUGAUCAUGAUUGGUUAAAUUAUCCGGAAAGAGUUUUAACAAUUACAUUUGAAGGUGUUGAAGUUGAUAAUUUAACCAUGGUUGCAGAUAAAUAUUCAUCUGUACUUUAUUCAAUUAUUAAUAACCCACAAGAUAAUCAACAAUUAUAUAUUCAAUUACAACGAAAUAUUAAAAAGACAAUUGAUUUACAUUUAAAUGAAAUUGAAAAUGAACCAUUCAGUUUUCUUACAGAUUUAUGUUGUUUAGAUCAUAUAUCAGAAUUAUCUAUACCAAAAUUAAAUAAUAAUGAAAAUGAUGAUGAACAACAUUUACAUAAAUUUUUACGAAAUAAAAAAUAUUUAGAAAAUUUAUUCACUCAACCAAUUACAUAUUGGCAUGAACUUAUUAAAAAAUAUCUUUUAGAAUGGAAUUCAUCGAAAAGAACAAUUAUUCUUCUUAAACCAAGCAAUGAACUAUUAAUUGAACAGCAAGAACAAGAUGAACAACGAAUAUCUGAACGUCUUGAAUUUCUUGGUCCAAAUGGUCUUAAGAAAUUAAAAACUGAACUUGAUCAAGCACGUGCUAAUAAUAAACAAUCUUCAUCUAAUUGUGCUAAUAUUCCACAUACAUCCACUUCAUUUGAUAACCAAUUACAUCUACCACCAAUAGAAUAUUAUUCCAAUGAUAAUGAUAUUGAUUUAUUCCAUACUCCAACAAGUCAUUUUGUUAAAUAUACAUUACAUAUUCCAUUAAAAAAUCUCUCGCCAGAUCUUCAAUUAUAUCUUCCACUUUUUUCUCAUUUACUUUUUCAUACAUCUAUUCAAUAUGAAAAUAUUCACUUAGAUAAAUUUAAUUUUUGUGAACGUAUAUCUCGUGAUAUACUUGAUUGUAGUGUAACAAAUGGACAAUCAUCAUCAUCUCCUAUACAAUCAAGUUAUGUUUAUGGGCAUUAUAUUGAUACAUUUACAAUAUCAUUACAAUCAUUAAGUAAUUUAGAAACCUAUAAAAAUACAAUUGAUUAUUAUCGUUAUGCUCUUUUUGGAACUUUGUUUAAUGAUUAUAAUGUAAUUCUUGAAGAAUGUGAAAAACAAUUAAAGAAUCUCAUUGAAGCAAUUCAAGAUGGUCAUACAAUUCAUCAAGUAUAUUUUAAUUCUUUACUUUAUUCAACAAAUUCCAAUAGUUAUUAUCAUCAAAUGAAUAUAUUUUUACAAAAAAAUCUUUUUGAAAAAAUUUGUAAACAACCAGAGAAAUAUAAGAAGGAAAUUCUUUCAAAACUUGAAAAAAUUAAAUCAUUUAUUUUAAAAAAUUUAUCGCAUAUGCACUGGUCUAUAUGUGGAAAUAUGGAAUUAAUUAAAGGUAAUUGGCAAAUUAUGGAACAGUUUAUUAACGAAAGUAAAAUUAAAAGUCAAAUAGAUAUUGAAAAUUAUGAAAUUAAAGAAGUAAAAGGAAAACAUAUUCCAAUAUUAUCACCGGCGACAAUUAUGGGAAGUCCACAUGAAGAAUCCGGUUAUGUUAUACGUUGGACACGUCUUUCAAUAUCUCAACAAGAUUUCAUUCCACUAUUAAUCUUUUCAAAUUAUCUUGAUAUGGAAAAUGGUCCUUUAUGGACAGCAUGUCGUACAAAUGGUUAUGCUUAUGGUGUUGCAUUUGAUUUUGAUUUUGAAGCGAAUCUCAUUCUUCUUUCAAUAAAUCAAUGUUCUCAAUUAAAAUUAGCAUAUUCAAGUGCAAUGGAAACACUUAAACAUCUUGUUGAACAAAAAACAAAUUUAGAUGUACAACGAUUAAAUGCUGCACGAAAUUUAACUAUUUGUAUGCUUACUGAACAUUUAGCAACACUAGGUCGUGCAACAGGUGUUUGUAUUCGUUCAUAUCUUAAUACAUAUUCUAUUGAAAAAUAUCAAGAUUUAUUGAAAGAUAUCAAUGCAUAUAAAUGUAAUGAAACUGUAUUCUUAGAAAUUAUUGAAAAAUAUUUAUCACCAUUAGUUAAUCAUACUCAAUCAUCAACAUUAAUACUUGUUAAUACAAAUAAAAUGAAAGAAACACAGGAAUUUCUUCAUAAAGAACAUGAAAUUAAAAAUGUGAUAUUAAUCAAAGAUGUUGUGAAACAUUUGUGCCGUUAA
Adineta steineri is the source of this 3363-nucleotide messenger RNA. The record is from the annotation of a GenBank genome assembly. NCBI's taxonomy places the organism in Eukaryota, Metazoa, Rotifera, Eurotatoria, Adinetida, Adinetidae.